AUGAACAUCUUCGGGUACGGCAGUCUCAUUUUCAAGCCGCCACCUCAUACCAUCCGAAGGACCGUAGGGUACAUUAGAGGCUUCACGCGGAGGUUCGCUCAGAGCAGCAUAGAUCAUAGAGGCGUUCCUUCCAGACCUGGAAGGGUCGUCACAUUGGUCGAAGCUAAAGAUUGGCACGCCUUUGCUGACGCGGAGGAUACGCCAGAGGGCGACAUUGUCUGGGGAGUCUGCUGGACUAUCGAUCCGGCACACGCCAAGGACGUCAGGGCCUAUUUAGACCACAGAGAGAUCAAUGGAUACACGCCCACCUACACCGACAUCUGGGCACCUUCCACGAACACGCGAAGCGCAGAUGAGAUAGUCGUCAAGUCGUGCUUGGUCUACGUAGGCCUUCCAAGCAACCCAGCAUUCGUAGGCCCUUCGAGAUCCCUGCAGGAAUUAGCAGAAUACAUCUUCACUUGCUCUGGUCCUAGCGGAAGGAACGACGAGUACGUUUUGAAGCUGGCUAGAGCUACAAGGAACCUUUCCAAUCAAGUCAGGGACUCUCAUCUGUUCGAGUUGGAGAGGAUCCUGCUCCAGAUUCGCGAAAGAGAGGGACUGCCGCUGCUGGAUGAAGAUGUGGUGGACGAAGAGCGGGAACAACGCAUCAUGGAGGAGGUGAUCGCCAGAAACAAGGCCAACGGAAAGCCUUUGUAG
Molecule: messenger RNA, 696 nt
Organism: Ceraceosorus guamensis
Lineage: Eukaryota; Fungi; Basidiomycota; Exobasidiomycetes; Ceraceosorales; Ceraceosoraceae
Product: ChaC-like protein
Exons: 2
Coding region: 1-696 (231 amino acids)
Biological process (GO): glutathione catabolic process
Cellular component (GO): cytoplasm
Molecular function (GO): gamma-glutamylcyclotransferase activity; glutathione specific gamma-glutamylcyclotransferase activity
Source: RefSeq, a predicted model, not a curated record